Molecule: messenger RNA, 1101 nt
Organism: Trypanosoma brucei brucei TREU927
Lineage: Eukaryota; Euglenozoa; Kinetoplastea; Trypanosomatida; Trypanosomatidae
Exons: 1
Coding region: 1-1101 (366 amino acids)
Source: RefSeq, a predicted model, not a curated record
AUGAGUAGAGAUGCGACACCCUACGAGGGCGAGGGUGAUGAUGACGAUUAUGACGGGGCAAUGAGGUGUAUUCUCGUGGAAAAGAUACGGCGACACCGUGCUCUCGAGCGUGAGGGAAGCGUUAGGGUUAUAACACGGAAAGGUGUACCACCCCCGACACUAGGGGAGCUGCGCGCGAUAGCUGACAGGCGGUCGAGACAUGAAGACCUGUUGAGGUUGCAGCGGCGUCUGGAUGGGGUAGAGAGACGGAUGGGGUUGUGGCGUGACUAUCUUUCCUACGAGCCCCCACCCUUUAUGUCCUCCAGCGUUCCUGCUAACGCUUCUGAGACUGGAAUCCUUGAGGGACGCGCAGCACUUCUUUCACCACUUUCCACACUGUUUCGCAUUUUGCUCCGCGAGAAUCGCGCGCGCGAAAGGCUACGGUUGCUGCGAGCGCGGCCCCCCCUCCCCAAGUCGCAAACGCCAUCGCUAGCUAGUGCUCGACGGAUGUCAUUGGAGGUGGCUCGUUUUGUGGGAGACGAUAUAUUUGUUCCCCCUGGGGAUGGGUGCCGUUCUGCAAUAACUUCCGAGCAGUUGCUUGUAACACCCGCGUAUGAGGUCGAACGCCUUCGAAACCCGCUGGUGUUCUUGGCUCGCGAGUACCGUAUGGAGCGACUCCCUGAAUUCUCACUAAACCCAGCAAAGUCUCCGGAUACUGGUCACAGCUCUGUGGUGAGGAAGGAUUGCGGUGCCUCGUCUGCAGUCACAUUAUCAGACUUCCGCCAGCCACCUGUGAUGUUAGAGGCAUUUAAUAUACCUUGCGGCAUUUACGAUGUGGGUCGUAGAGUCCACCUCAUUCAGGGGUAUGAGCCGCUGUACAGCAGUGAUGGGCUUGGGUCUCUUGACUCUCUUAGUAAGGCCGUGAAGUGUAGGCGGGAUGGACCGCAACGGGGCGAUACUGCCUUCAUUGACGGGCGGCUGUCUCAAAGUUUGUGGUGUUCUGGGACUCCAGCGAAACUACGAGGGCCGCUCCAGGAGGACUCGCUAAGCGGAAGCGACGACGACGAGGUCUCCCCAGCCUUCUGCGCGGAUGUCUCAUGGCUUCCCAAGUUCCCCGAGUAA